AUGGUUUAUCUUAUUGGAAUUGAUUUCUUAAAAUCUAAUGUUUUCAUACCAGUAUCAACUUUUGAUUCUGAUUUCACUAAAGGAUUUCGACAGAUAAAUAAUAUUAUAAUUGUACUUAAAGUUCCCGAAGAAGUGAAAAGUUAUUCGACAGCCCUGCUGAAUCUCAUCGAAAGCACUCCAUUAAUAGCUAGAGUUCAUUUAAGAAGUGAUUCAGCGACACUGUGUUUCAUUGGAAUUGAUGCUGAAUUUGUGACGGAAUUCUUGAAAACGGGUUUAUCAAUACCAAUAUUGACUUUUGAUGCUGAUUUCAAAGAAAGAUUAAGGCAAAGCAUUAAUGUUGUUAUUGUUUACCAAGUACCUGAUGAAGACUACAAACGUUCGAAACAGCAGCUGACAAAUUUCUUCAAAGACCUUCAAGUUCGGAAAUUCGUUAUAAUAUCUACCAAUACCUUACAUAGUUUGACUGAGUACUUUUCCUACUUUGCUGAGCAAAAGUUUACAAGGAUCUUUGGAGUUGUUGGGAAUAAAUCAUCUUAUGCAUACCUUCCUUUUGCUGAAAAUCCUGUUCGAGAAAUUUCUGACAAUGCUGAUGGUGACCUUAUAGAUGCUUUUAAAGAUCUUAAUGGUUUUGCAUUUCGAACACUAAUUUUUACCGAUAUUCCCAGAACUUUUUGGUAUCGACAAAAAAGUGGUAAAGAUCGUAUUGGAGGUCGAAAUGGUCAAAUAUUUGUGGAGUUUCUAAACCGGCAUAAUGCAACAUUUGAGGAAGUCCUUUCCAACCAAACGAAUGAGUUCUUUUUUGAUGUUAUUAUCAAUGCAACCCUUAACAACUACAUCGAUAUUAGCAUGAAUGCAUUUUUUCGUCAGGAGAACCUUGACAUCAGUUAUCCAAUUACAAUUGAAGAAAGUGUAAUAAUGGUUCCAUCAAAUGGAUAUUUGGACCCUUUUGAUUACUUCGCGAGGCCAUUUCAAACAGCUGUUUGGAUCUGUAUUUUGUUCACUCUCAUUUUUAUCACAGUUUCGAAAAUAAUUUUGAACUACUUGACAACUUCAAGAUUAAAUAUUUGGAGAAGUUUUAGUGAAGUUUAUUUAACAUUGCUGAGUUCUUCAUCAGGCAGAUCAAUAUCAUCGAACUAUCGCCUUCAUUUUCAAAUUCUUGUUCUAGCAUUUGUUUUACAAAGAUUAUAUGAAGUUCAUUUUCAAUCAUUUCUAACAGCUUACAUUAAAAUAAAACAAUACGAUACAAUUCAAGACCUGGUUGAUAACAAAAUUCCUGUAAUGAUUUCCGAAUUUGAAUGGAAAAGAAUCAAAAAUGACUUUUAUCCAAGAAAUUUUGACAAAAUUGCUGUUCCAACUGAUACUUUGGAAUAUAUCAAUCAAUGUAUUUCAAUGGAAAAUACAAGUUACUCCUAUGUCAUUGAUGCUGAUCGAUUACAAUAUCUUCUAAAUUAUCAAUCAUUAUUUGGAAAGAAUUUAUUUCGUAGAGCACGAGAAGCUAUUAAUAGUUAUCAUGUUGGUUUUUUAAUGACAUUUAAUUCACCAUUUAAGGAAAUUUUAAAUGAUUUCAUUAUUGAGAAGAAGAAUAUGGAUGAUGUUGAACAUUUAGAAAAACCAUUGACAAUACAUCAUUUGAAAUUUGUUUGGUGGUUUUUGGCCAUUGGAUUGAUAUUUUCGGUGUUAAUUUUUGUAAUUGAAUGUGCUGUGUACAAAUUAAGGAAAAUGUAA
Messenger RNA from Episyrphus balteatus (marmalade hoverfly), 1725 nucleotides. RefSeq lists its product as uncharacterized. NCBI's taxonomy places the organism in Eukaryota, Metazoa, Arthropoda, Insecta, Diptera, Syrphidae. The record is from RefSeq and is a predicted model, not a curated record. The coding region runs from base 1 to 1725 and encodes 574 amino acids. The transcript is spliced from 3 exons.